AUGCAGGUCAGUACGCCUAUAUCAACAACGGGGUUCAAGAACCUCCAUUCACCUCCAAGUGUUGGAAGCAGCUCUCCGUCGUCUGCUAGAACAUUCAAGAAAUUCUCGGGGCAAGUCAUGACUCGAGUCAACACGACCUUCAGAAACCUUAGCGCGUCGAGUGUCCCAUCACCAAAUAGACUCCAGGUCGAGGAAAGGCCUUGCCUAAUACAAACAAGCUCGUCCAGGUUUGCUGCGAGCGAGAACAUCGAUUUUGGCCCAACUUCACUGCCUGUAACGAAACCCGUCAUGAAUAUUGGCAAGAGGCGAAGUAAGCCCCCUGCACCUCUGUGUCUUAAUCCGAUCACACCUCGUCCGACGCCUCGCAAAUCUCACAGCAGCAGCAAAGCAACGCCGCGUUUGGAAUCCCCCAUGGAUUUAGGACGCUCUAACUAUUCUUCCUCUGAUUGUGCGAGCUGGGUUACCGCCAGCUCAGCAGAGCCUCGUCGAAGGCUCGAUUCGGCGUUCAAAGGAGAUUUUUCAUCACCUAUGAGCCAUUUUACUAUCAAUCAACCAUUCAGGGAUCCGUGGGCAGACCUGUAUCCCGAAAGUGAAUCUCCAACCUAUGCAGCGGAGCUGCGAAAAAAUGUGUCUAAAGUUUCUGGCCCCAAGAACUUUGCCUCGAAUAAUUGCAGUAUUUGUAAUGAAAGCUUGACUUGUGCUCUGGCAGGUGAAAAGCCAAUUGAGCUAUCUUGCGAUCAUCAGUGCCAUUACAACUGUUUCUUGGUUUCUUUCGAAGCAUUUCUUCCAAGGAAUAGCUUCCCUAAAUGCUCAAUUUGCAAGAGUAUAUCCAAACCUAAAAGCGAUGAUGUUUUGAGCGAACUAACAGCCAAGGUCUUGUGUAAGAGCCCUGAAAGCCGCAUGAUCAGAGACACUGCUGAUCUCUCCUAUAGUGAUCAGAUUAGACCUCAAACUAUAGGUCGUCCAUCCGAAUAUAUAUCUGGUCAUGCUGGUAGAGUUCAAGAUCUUCAAACUCCGUGCGAUCAGGUAAUUAGAAGCGCCCAAAUUAUGAGCGGUGGGUUUAGACAUUCUUAUUCUUCCGAAAGCACUCCCAACAGAAAACCAUCAAUAUCUAGUCGGGGAAGCUCUUUUCGCACCAGAAGCUUCAUGUCUAGGUCCGAUGGCCAAGACGAUGAAUUUGAUUUCAGCAAGCCUCGGAUUCAUUUGAUACCCCAGCUAUCAAAAUUUAACAUCAAAACCGAUGCACAGGUGGCUACUGCUCAAUAUGUAAUGAGUGCCCACCUUCCAAAAAAUGCUUUGGUUGCUGAGACUGUUAAAAAGCAGAAGAAUGAAGAAAAUCGCAUUAGAAAUGACAUUCAAGGCUUUGUGGAGUCAACACUUAAGUGUACCACAAGCACAGGACCCUUAGAAACUUUGGAUAUGUUAAGCUACUCAGAAGAUGAAGACAUUUGGACUAGUGUUACAGCCUUCUUAUUUCGGGAGUGCCUUAUUAUGACGGUGGACGGACUUAUAGUUGAAAAUAUUGCAAAGCAUCAAAUAUCAGAACUACAUCAAUUGGACCCAUACACUAUUAUUAUCAAUUUGAAAUCGAAGUCUCUUCCCGAAAUAUUCCUGUGUUGCGAAAAUGAUCCUGCCAUCAUUCGUAAAUGGUUUUACUAUUUGAAGCAGGUGUAUCUGUCUGCUGAAGGCCAAUCUGUUCCAAUCGAGCAGCUUACGUCGAACAGCUGGGAAAUCCUCCCAAAGAACAUUACACAAAAAAUCCGUCCAAAAGAUGAAAACUCCGACAAUCUUGACGAGUUCGAACCGCGUUUGAGCGUUUUUGCUCCACAUGGCAGAUCACCUCUAAAGAUUGUUCUAUGCUUGAGUAUCAUAAACUGUCACCCCCGCUUGCACUCUAAUAGCGACUACCUCGACAUAAUAAAAUCUAAGUUACGACAAUUUUUGAGUUCUCUGUCAACUCAGGACUUUAUUGGACUUGCAAUAGUGGGCAAAGAUGGGAGUGGUAAAGUGGGACCUUUUGGAACGUUUAUAGGAAUGGUGAACAAAAGUUGGGACGGGUUUGAAGAUUUAGUGGACGGUCUUCAAGUUUAUGACAAUGAUGAAAUCUUUAUGAAUGACUUUUGGGAAAUGAAUAUCAUGCUCGAGACAUGUCGCAAGCUAAUCUGCACUGUGGAGCAAGAAGAGUCAUAUCUCCAACAGUUGGUGCUAUUGGGGAACGAUUAUCCAGUAAACAUGCCAGCUUCGAUCGAAGACGAUUUUCAAGUGCAACGCGUCAAACGUAACAUCAACGCGAUUGCAAACGUCUUCAAUUUCUCCAUUUGUCAGUAUUUUACUUGCAACAGUAAACUAUGGUUGAGCGAUCUGAUUGACGGCUUAUGUUACAGUAUCAAAUGUAAGGGUAAGAGGUCAAUAAGCGAUGCGUGCCUCGGGGAAUUAGUGCAUGACCUUCAGCAAAGUUCAGUCAAAUCAUUUGCAUUGAGUAUAUGCAGCGUGGAUAGCUCAGUUGUUCAGUUUAGCGCUAUUGAAAGUAAUGGCCAAUUGUUCAAAUUACCCCAUCCUGAAAGCGAGUUGAAUCUUGAAAUUGGCGCCUUGAGGCCAGGAGAGGUAAAGAAUGUGGUUUUUGAAGUUAACAUAAACGUCGCGAACCUCCGUCACAUGCUAGGCAACAACUUCCUGGCGCAAGACUCGUCCUCAUCGCUACUGCACUACAGUGCACAAUGGCAUGACGGCUCCGGUUACUUGGUUUCGCAGGGUUAUUCUUUCGGGUGUGAAUUUAGAUUUACCUCAUCUGGAACAACGGUAUCUCCAAUGUAUUCUCUUAGAACGCCGAUUCAAACUAAUUCGCAAGAAUCUCAGGAUAGCGAUCAUGAGUGUCUAAACAUUUCGCUGGCACCUCCUAUGUCUGCCUCUCGUGAUAUGUUUUUUGCCACGCGCCAAAUGGAAUUGAUAGCAGUUGACACCUUGAUCGGCGCAUUGUGUGGAUUUCCAAGAGAUACAAGCACGACACUUAACCAUUUGGUAUCAAUGAUCUUUUGCAUUAGCAGAAACUGUGUGUGCAACGAUCCUGGGUUUUAUCGGCACGUGUUCGUGGAGCCUAUAGGACGAUACGCUGAGAAGCUGUGUUUCAAACUACAACACAUUGCGGAGCUGUCUUCCAGUGAAGAUCGCGGAAUUCAAGCAUUAUCAAGGUGGAUGAUGCGCGAGUUGAAAUCAGGUCUUAUCAGCCAGGGAUGGAGCGGUGCCGACUCAUCUGUUUAA
Molecule: messenger RNA, 3258 nt
Organism: Lachancea nothofagi CBS 11611
Lineage: Eukaryota; Fungi; Ascomycota; Saccharomycetes; Saccharomycetales; Saccharomycetaceae
Source: the annotation of a GenBank genome assembly